CGUUUGUGUUCCUUGUUUUGUUUUCUGCAGGGUCCUUUUAGUGAAUGGAGGCCUGGGGAAGUCAGGACCCUGCCUCUCCCACUCCUGGGGAUGUGCGGGCUCCCUUCCAGCUCUCCCACCUCCUCCGCUCCUACCAGGGCUAUGGGAGCCGAGCAGCCAGAUGUGGCUUCUGGCCAGCAGCCCCCUGGGGAGGCAGCUGCAGGCCCUUUCUCUGGGGCUGCUGGAAUAGGAGCAUCAUGCUCCAUGCCUGGCUUCACUGAGCAGGGGACUAGGGGCCCUGGCCACAGCAUGGAAUGGCCACUUUAGCUGGAUCCCACCGAGUUCCUGUGCCAGUUCCUCUGGAGGCAGAGGAGGCCCCAGGGAUCAGCCUGAUGCCAGAGCCAAGGGCACUCUUCACAGCACGAGCAGACGCCCAGGUGGCACAGGCUGCCAGGUUCUGUUCCUCAUGUGGUGAGUGGUAGCCACCCAGGCAUGCCUGCUUCCCAUUCUGGGAUUCCACCCCCGCUGUGGACAGGAGACCUAUGAGGUGGCACAACCACAGGCUCUUGGUCUGUUUGGAUGUGGGCCCCGCCAUGCCCCUGCUCUGCCAGGUAUCGUCUGGUACCUUAUGUUCACCAUUGCUUCAGAGCCACCCUGGGCCAACCUUGGGAACUAGGUGGCAUGAUCUCCAUUUUACAGAUGAGAAAAUGGAGAAUCAGACUAGUCAGCCACUCUAGGGUAGCAGUGGCAGAUGCAGGGUUCCAAUGUGCUUGGUCCUUCUCACUUGCUGCUGGCGUUAGGAGGUGGCGUUAGGAGGCCGGGAUCCUCCCUGGCUGGAAGCUGAAGCACUGGGCCCCCCACCCCCGGCCCCACUGCGCCUGCCUCAGCCCCACCGUUGCAGCCUCAGUCAUCUUGAGCGCAUGGUCAGACACCACCGCACCUGUCCCCAGGCGUCCUUGUGUUCCCACUGGCCUCCCAUCGUCAGGGCAGGGCUGGAGGUGGACAGGGGGCCCCAUGAACCCUUUCCCUUCUUGUCUCCUUGGAUGUGGCAGGUUUCUUCCAGGGUCCGGCAGGAAGCCAAGGGGCAGUCACUUUGCUGUGCUCUCAGUGUCAGAACCCUGUGGGGCUUCCUGCAGUGACCUUUAUGUGUCCUGUGUGGUGUGUCUGAGGUGAGAAGAAGCUGCUGCUGGGGGCUGCGCCAUGGGAGAGGCUCAGGCCCAGGCAGGGUUUCCAACAGGUCCAGGCUGGGCUUCUGGUGAGACCCAGAAGAAGCCUCUGCAGAGAUAGGAAGUAAGGAGUCAGGCGACUGCUGACCAGAGGACAGAGGUUUCUAUGGAGACCAGAGGAACAGGAAGCAUGGGACCUGGGGGAGGGGAGAGUGGGAGCCCAGAGGUGUGGGUGCCUAGCAGGAGAGCUUGUCAUAAACCCUGAGCCAGUCUCAUGGUCUCCUCGGACAGACAGGGAAACUGAGGCUUGUGGCACGUGGUCGCGCAGUGCCGGCGCUGCCUGGCCUGCCUGGAGCCCCUCUUAGGCCUGCACCACUGGGUAGCUGAGGACUCUGCACACAUGGGACCUGGCCUCCUGGCAGCAUGUGGGGCUGGGUUCUUUAGGAGCACCUGUAAACUGUCUCCAUGUUGUGAUGGGGGUUCAGGCCACCUCUGCCUCCUGGCCCCUGUCAUUAGUACAGGUCUGGGACAGCGAGCAGGGCUGGCCCUUACCACCACCCAGGGAGCACAGCAGCACCUCCCCCACCCACACUGUGGCCUUUUGUUUUCUGGGUGACACUAGCAUCAGGCGGUGUGUCCGGGUGACUAAUCUGCUCCAGGCUGGGCAGCUGUCACAGGGCAGCCUGGGCAGACGGGUGGGGAAAGCUGACACCCUGGGGAGUGCCGGCAAGCCAGUGUCCUGGCAGCGGUGGUGGCUAGGCCUUCAGGAGCCUUCCCAGGACACAAAGCAGACCCCAGAUCAGGCAGACCUGGGCACAGGUCCCAGCUCUGCCGCUGGCUGACUGGGUGACCGUGGGCAUGUUACUGCACCUCUUCAAGCCAUUUCCCUCAUCUUGCGAAGGAGCUGCUGGUCCUGCUUCCUUCCCGGGGCUGCAGUAGGAAUCAGAUGAGGCAAGGGCUUACCCAGAGCCUGUCACUGUCACAGGACCAGAGCACAUAGAAUAGCUAGUAUAUCAUUCCCUUCCUAACCCCUGAGUCCCCACCUCAGGGGCCAAGAGGAAAGACCCGAUGCUUGUCCAUCUGGGGUGCAGGGCUCACCACCGGGUAGCGUAGGUUCCCACACUGGUGGCACGGGGAUUGGCUGUGGACUUCGGGCGGCACCUCUCUGCACCUAGUUUCCUCGGCAGGAAUAUAGCACACAGUACCAUUCCUCAGGGUUGCUGUGGUUUAUAACAUACGUGUGUCGAGGGCUCAGCACAGUGGGCAAGUGAGAGUUAGCUGAGAUGAUGCCAGUUUUAGGAAAUCAGGGACACUGUGCCCAGGCCUGCUCUCCUAUCCCUGGGCUCACCUCCUGCUCGGUCCAUCUGGUUUGAGGGGACCGCCUUUGGGGGUGAGAGCUCUGUUUUGCACCCGCCUGUCUUGAACACUGCUUCUUCAGGCACAGCAGCCUCGCUCUCUGAUGGCGCCGGAGCUCAGAGCCUUCUGCCCACUGGCCCUCUGCUAUCACCCUGCAUAGGUCGUGAAGCUGCCUGCGAGACCACAGGGCAGCAACAGGGCAAGGACCGGGAGGCACUAGGGGUGCAGCCAUCCUCUCUGGCCCUGCUCCCUCCUGCCCACCGCUGGUCUAGGGCACACCCCCAUAUCCGACUUCAGCCAGACCCUCGGUGGGCAGAAGUCUUUUCUCCUGUCAGCCUAGGCAACAUCAUUUCAUGGCUGUGACUUGCACUCUGUGGCUACUGGGGACUAGGCUGUCCUACCCCCAUGGACUUCUCCCCAGGCUCAGGGCACAGGGCCCAGAAGAUAGGGGUGCUCUGGAAGCAUCACCACCCUGAGCUGUACCAACUUCACACCCUCCUCAAAAGUUAGGAGGCUGGGUAUGGUGGUGCACACCUGUAAUACAGCACCUGAGGAGGCUGAAGCAGGAGGAUCACAAGUUCAAAGCUAGCCUUAGCAACUUAGGUGGACCCUGUCCCAAAAUAGAAAAUAAAAAGGCUGGGGAUGUGGCUCUGUGGUUAAAUACCCCUAGAUUCAAUCCUUGGUGCCCUCCCCCCCAAAAAAAAAAGAAGUGUGGGCACAAGAACCGGCUGCCAGUGGCCUGUGGAGGAGGGAAGGGCGGAGAGGAGGAGGGCUGGCAAAAGGAGCCCAGCUCAGAACAGCAUGAGUGUGGCCGUGGGCUGCAGGAUUGUGUCAGGAGCCUCUGCCUCCUUGCAGGAGGGAGCUCUGGGAAGCUGGUGCUUGGAAUUGUGGGUCGUGGGGCUUCUAGAGCAGGCUUCCUCGGCAGCAGUACUGGCAGGGUUUCCAGGCAUGGCGCAUGGAGUGUCGUAUCUGCCCCUUCAGAAAGGUGGAGAUAGAGUCAUUGGGAACAAGAAAGUUCUUAGAGACAAAGGUGUGCACACAUGUUGGUCCAGGAGGCUUUUCUUUUGGCCCAAGCCUCUUACUUCCAACCCCUGAGUGAAGACAGUGUGGCUUUCCCUGAGGGGCUGACAUUCCUGUUUUCUAAGGCCUCAUUUCCCCAGGGUCUCUGAUUCCUGAACCAGAGUCAUAGGUCUGUGUUCCUAGGUGCCACCCUCACUUGGGCUGACCCCAGGGCUGGGGUUAAGAGUUCUGGGGUCUUAUCAGGACUGAAUUCCUUUGCGGGGUGCCUUGUGUUAUAAUCAUUGCUUGAUUUGGGCCCUGUUCCAGCAGGGGACACAGCCUGUUCCACAUUCAGGGCAAAGCAAAGGCUGGCUGUGUGUGGUGGUGCGUACCUGUAGCUUCCCCAGUUCAGGAAGCUGAGGCAGGAGGAUGGCAAGUUUGAGGCCAAUGUGGACAACUCAGCAAGACCCUGUCUCAAAAAACGUAAAGGGCUGGGGAUGUGGCUCAGUGGUCGAGCACCUCUGGUUCCGUCCCCAGUACUGGAAAAAACAGAUAGAAAAGGCCAAAAAAGGCUGCUCAAGAAGGAAAGGCCCCGGGCCCCACAGCCUGCCUGUGCCCGCUCAGACUCCCAGUUUUUCUUUUCUUUUCCACCACCUUCUGGCAAAGGGAUGAGGCCCUUUAGGUCCUGGGCUUUAUGGAUUCUGGUGCCUGGGCAGUGGAAGCCCCUUUUCCCUAGGACUUCAGAGACAGUCUGGGGUACAGCUGGGGAGAACGUCCUUGCCCCAGUAGCUGUAAACGUGGGUUCCUCUGUUACCCUCCCUGUACCCUCAAACACUCCACUCAUGGAAGCCAAAGGCCAAGGUUAUCCUUACCCUUAACUCCAGUGUCCCUUCUCUGUUCAUGGGGCAUGGGCUGUGAAAGGGCUCCUGGGCACAGACUGGCCACAGCCUGGCUGAGUUCCUGAUGUUCCUGGUCUCUGUGCUCAACAGCCACCAGCCUGCCCCUCGCAUGGAGACCUUCUUUAGGAGACAUUUCCAGCGGAAGGCACCAGGCCCUGGAGCAGGGCAGCGGCGGCCCAGCGGUGUGGGGCUGCUCACGGGCAAGGCCCGGCGUCGCUCCCCUGCAGGGCAGGCCUCCUCCAUGCUGGCCCAGCGGAGGCGCUCCAGUGCACAGCCCCAGGGCUGCCUCCUGGGCUGCGGGGUGGGCACCCAGGGAACCAGCCGCCGUCGCUCCAGCACCGCGCCCCCUGCCUGCAAUCCCCGCUUUGUUGUGGAAUCCGUGCCCACCCCUCCGCCUGCCACCGUUGGGGCUCAGCUUCUGGGUGCACCUCUGCUCUUGGCUGGGCUUGUGGGCAUGAAAGAGGAGGAGGAGGGUGUCCAGGAGGAGAAUGUGACUGCCAGGGCAUCAAGUGCCACCCAGCCGGGCACCAGGACACCUCCCAACACUGCAGGCACCCGGCUGCUGCCAACCCUGCCCCGAUGCCUGCGUCGAGCCUCCUCCCACCUGCUCCCUGCUGAUGUGGUGUAUGAUCAUGCCCUCUGGGGCCUGCAUGGCCACUAUCGUCGCCUCAGCCAACAGCGGCCCUCUGGCCAGCACCCUGGCCCUGGGGGCCGAAGAGCCUCAGGCACCAUGGUGGGCGCCAUGAUCCCUGCCCGGGUGCGCCCGCUGACCCGCAGGCGCCAGGUAGCCCUGCGGCGCAAGUCGGCAGGACCCCAGGCCUGGAGCACCCUGCUUGUGAAAGCUAUCACCAAGUCGGGCCUCCAACACCUGGCACCCCCUCCCCCAACUCCUGGGGCCCUGUGUGGCGAGGCCGAGAGGCAGAUCCGGAGCACUGUGGACUGGAGUGAGUCAGCAACAUAUGGGGAACACAUCUGGUUUGAGACCAACGUGUCGGGGGACUUCUGCUAUGUUGGGGAGCAGUACUGCGUAGCCAAGAUGCUGCAGAAAUCUGUAUCCAGGAGAAAAUGUGCAGCCUGCAAGAUUGUGGUGCACACCCCCUGCAUUGAGCAGCUGGAGAAGAUAAAUUUCCGCUGUAAGCCAUCCUUCCGGGAAUCUGGUUCCAGGAAUGUCCGUGAGCCAACCUUCGUACGGCACCACUGGGUGCACAGGCGACGCCAGGAUGGCAAGUGUCGGCACUGUGGGAAGGGCUUCCAGCAGAAGUUUACCUUUCACAGCAAGGAGAUCGUGGCCAUCAGCUGCUCCUGGUGCAAGCAAGCGUACCACAGCAAGGUCUCCUGCUUCAUGCUGCAACAGAUCGAGGAGCCCUGCUCCCUGGGGGUCCACGCAGCCGUGGUCAUCCCACCCACCUGGAUCCUCCGUGCUCGGAGGCCCCAGAAUACCCUCAAGGCCAGCAAGAAGAAAAAGAGAGCAUCCUUUAAGAGGAAGUCCAGCAAGAAAGGGCCUGAGGAGGGCCGCUGGAGACCCUUCAUCAUCAGGCCGACCCCUUCACCCCUCAUGAAGCCCCUGCUGGUGUUUGUGAACCCCAAGAGUGGGGGCAACCAGGGCGCUAAGAUCAUCCAGUCCUUCCUCUGGUAUCUCAAUCCUCGACAAGUCUUUGACCUGAGCCAGGGAGGGCCCAAGGAGGCACUGGAAAUGUACCGCAAAGUGCACAACCUGCGGAUCCUGGCGUGCGGGGGCGAUGGCACGGUUGGCUGGAUUCUCUCCACCCUGGACCAGCUGCGCUUAAAACCUCCACCCCCUGUUGCCAUCUUGCCUCUGGGUACUGGCAACGACUUGGCCCGCACCCUCAACUGGGGCGGGGGUUACACAGAUGAGCCGGUAUCAAAGAUCCUCUCCCACGUAGAGGAGGGGAAUGUGGUGCAGCUGGACCGCUGGGACCUCCGUGCAGAGCCCAACCCCGAGGCAGGGCCUGAGGAGAGAGAUGAGGGGGCCACAGACCGGCUGCCCCUGGAUGUCUUCAACAACUACUUCAGCCUGGGUUUUGAUGCCCACGUCACCCUGGAAUUUCAUGAGUCUCGAGAGGCCAAUCCAGAAAAAUUCAACAGUCGCUUUCGGAACAAGAUGUUCUAUGCCGGGACAGCUUUCUCUGACUUCCUGAUGGGCAGCUCCAAGGACUUGGCCAAGCACAUCCGAGUAGUGUGUGAUGGAGUGGACCUGACCCCCAAGAUCCAGGACCUGAAGCCCCAGUGCAUUGUUUUCCUAAACAUCCCCAGGUACUGUGCUGGCACCAUGCCCUGGGGCCACCCUGGGGAGCACCAUGACUUCGAGCCCCAGCGGCAUGACGACGGCUACCUCGAGGUCAUUGGCUUCACCAUGACAUCACUGGCAGCACUGCAGGUGGGUGGGCAUGGCGAGCGGCUGACGCAGUGCCGAGAGGUGCUCCUCACCACGGCCAAGGCCAUCCCGGUGCAGGUGGAUGGCGAGCCCUGCAAGCUCGCAGCCUCACGCAUUCGCAUUGCCCUGCGCAACCAAGCCACCAUGGUGCAGAAAGCCAAGCGGCGGAGUGCCACCCCUCUGCACAGCGACCAGCAGCCAGUACCAGAACAGCUGCGGAUCCAGGUGAGCAGGGUCAGCAUGCAUGACUACGAGGCCCUGCACUACGACAAGGAACAGCUCAAGGAGGCCUCUGUGCCACUGGGCACCGUAGUGGUCCCUGGAGACAGUGACCUAGAGCUCUGCCGUGCCCACAUUGAGAGGCUCCAGCAGGAGCCUGAUGGUGCUGGAGCCAAGUCCCCAACGUGCCAGAAACUGUCCUCCAAGUGGUGUUUCCUGGAUGCCACCACUGCCAGCCGCUUCUACAGGAUCGAUCGGGCCCAGGAGCACCUCAACUAUGUGACUGAGAUCGCACAGGACGAGAUUUAUAUCCUGGACCCUGAGCUGCUGGGGGCAUCGGCCCGGCCUGACCUCCCAACCCCUACUUCCCCUCUCCCCAAUUCCCCCUGCUCCCCUACGCCCCGGUCACUGCAAGGGGACUCUGCACCCCCUCAAGGUGAGGAGUUAAUUGAGGCCGCCAAGAGGAACGACUUCUGUAAGCUGCAGGAGCUGCAUCGAGCAGGAGGCGACCUCAUGCACCGGGACGAGCGGAGUCGCACGCUCCUGCACCACGCGGUCAGCACUGGCAGCAAGGAAGUGGUCCGCUACCUGCUGGACCACGCACCUCCAGACAUCCUUGAUGCUGUGGAGGAGAAGUCCCCAAACUUCCUGCCCUUUCUGAUGGCACUUGGGAGAAGGCCUGAAAAAGGACUGGAGGAGGUCCACAGCCAGCCUCUGCUCCCCCAGCGGGGAGACCUGUCUGCACCAGGCAGCGGCUCUGGGCCAGCGCACCAUUUGCCACUACAUCGUGGAAGCUGGUGCCUCACUCAUGAAGACGGACCAGCAGGGUGACACUCCCCGGCAGCGGGCUGAGAAGGCUCAGGACACAGAGCUGGCUGCCUACCUGGAGAACCGACAGCACUACCAGAUGAUCCAGCGGGAGGACCAGGAGACGGCUGUGUAGUUGGGGCAGCUCGAGGGACUGUAGCCAAAGGAUGAGCUCCUGCCCUGCCCACCUCACUGCCACAUUCCAGUCAGAUGGCCACGGGGGGACCCAUGACCCAGGGAAGGAGCCCUGUGCCAUCCUUGAGAAGCCACCCAGACCUAGGGCUGGACUCUGAGGAGCUGGGGCUCUUACCUGUCCCCCUGAGGUCCCCAGUCUGACCCCUAGGCUCACAGGGGAUCAGGAAACCGGCUGGGCUGGACAGGCCUUUGGGAGACUGGAGCUGGGCGGCUUCACGGCAGCCCCAGCCUCACUGCAACAGAUGUGCUCCGCAGCGGCUGGACAAGGGCCGGGCAGAGUGGCCGAGGCACAGUCAGGGAGGCCUUCAGGAAGAGGCUUCGCAAACCACCUGGACUUUAGGACCCGCCCCAGGUUCCUGGGAGCUUAGACCCUCUCCUGCCCUGACACCCCUCCUGGCUCGACCCGGAAACCCAGGAGCCGGCUGCACUCGCCUGCCCGCUGCCCUGCUUGGCACCUACCCCGUGACCCUCCCGUGCACCAGUCAUUUCAUCGAGGGCUGUGUGGCCUGGGGGGUGGGGGGUUCUCUCGGUGACAUGUUUACAGCUGGGUGUGAGUAAAGUGGAUUUUUUUUUCCCUUUUA
This is a messenger RNA of Marmota monax (woodchuck), 8596 nucleotides long. RefSeq names its product diacylglycerol kinase zeta (gene Dgkz). Gene Ontology annotation, cellular component: nucleus. Bases 4464 to 7844 code for a protein of 1126 amino acids. The record is from RefSeq and is a predicted model, not a curated record. NCBI's taxonomy places the organism in Eukaryota, Metazoa, Chordata, Mammalia, Rodentia, Sciuridae. Gene Ontology annotation, biological process: diacylglycerol metabolic process; intracellular signal transduction; regulation of synaptic transmission, glutamatergic. The transcript has 31 exons. Gene Ontology annotation, molecular function: protein binding; ATP-dependent diacylglycerol kinase activity.